Messenger RNA from Venturia canescens, 1511 nucleotides. Its product is annotated as zinc carboxypeptidase-like. Gene Ontology annotation, molecular function: metallocarboxypeptidase activity; zinc ion binding. NCBI's taxonomy places the organism in Eukaryota, Metazoa, Arthropoda, Insecta, Hymenoptera, Ichneumonidae. Gene Ontology annotation, biological process: proteolysis. The transcript has 7 exons. The record is from RefSeq and is a predicted model, not a curated record. The coding region runs from base 91 to 1398 and encodes 435 amino acids.
AUCAGCCGAUUCUCGUGCGGGGAUGCCGCGACGCUAAGUUCGGACUUUUGGUUAUCAGGGAAUGUUUGAGGGGCGAGCCUGAAUAUAUAAAUGCCCCGAGGACGAAGUCUCUGCAGCCAAACGUUCGCCGUAAACGAUCGAGGCGACACGAUGUUGAAAUUGACGAUCGCUCUGGCCCUGCUCGCCCUGCUCGCCGCUGGGGAACGAGAAAGCUACGAAAAUUACAGAGUCUUCAGGGUGACGCCGACGAGCGACGAGCAGACGUCGUUUUUGCAUUACCUUUCCGAAAAUUCUCACGAGUACAAUUUUUGGAACGGACCGUCGCAGACGAACGUCCCGGCGGACUUGAUGGUCGCACCGGACGGGAUCGAGGAUUUCGAAAAUUUGAUGAACGCGGCUGACCUUCCUUACAGCACUUACAUCGAGAACGUUCAAAGACUGAUCGACACUGAAAACCCACCGCUGUGGAAGGCCAGCUCCGGUUUCGAUUGGACGAGCUACCACACCCUCGAAGAAAUAAACGCUUAUUUGCAUAAAGUCGCUGAGGAUCAUCCCGACAAAGUGGAGGUCGUUUACGCCGGGAAAACUUACGAGAAGCGCGACAUUGUCGGCGUCAAAGUUUCCUUCAAGCAGAACAACCCCGGCGUUUUCAUCGAGGGUGGAAUUCACGCUCGCGAGUGGAUCUCACCGGCCACCGUUACUUACCUCUUGAACGAAUUGUUGACCAGCCAAAAUCCGGAAAUUCGUCAAAUGGCAGAGUCCAACGAUUGGUACAUCUUCCCGGUUCUCAACCCCGAUGGCUUCGUUUACACUCAUACGAAGAACCGGCUAUGGAGAAAAUCGAGACAACCGUUCCGCGUUUGCAACGGCGUGGAUCUCAAUCGCAACUGGGGAUACAAGUGGAUGCACGGUGGGGCGAGCAGCAACCCUUGCUCCGAAACUUACGCUGGAACGAGCGCUUUCUCUUCCGUUGAAACGGCCACAAUGUCCAAGUACAUAACUUCCGUGUCCGACAAAAUUUACGCUUUCAUCUCGUUCCACAGUUACUCACAGCUGCUCUUGUUCCCUUACGGUCACACGAGAGAACACCUCGACAAUUAUGACGAAAUGUAUGGCGUCGCUAAGAAAACGGUCGAAGCACUCGCGAAGCGGUACGGCACUCAAUACAGAUACGGAAACAUUGCAGAAACGAUUUACGUCGCGACCGGAAGUUCCGUCGACUGGGCAAAAGCCGUUUUGAAUUUCCCGUUAUCUUACACGUACGAGCUCCGUGACACGGGCAAAUACGGUUUCGUCCUUCCAGCGCGACUGAUCGUUCCAACUGCUGAGGAAACGAUGGAUUCUCUCGUUGCAUUUUUCAAGGAGUCGACUGCACGUGGCAUUCCUCAAAGAUUGUAAAUCCGAAAACCUUCACAUCGAUCCCCAACUUUUUCACCGUGGAAUUUUGACGGUGCAUCAAACUUUCGAAUCCUCCACCGCGACCUUUUUCACAAUAAAAUAUCUUUCGAAUA